CAGCCAUUCAGCACCAUCACGACAACAGGAGCGCACUUACGGCGUCGUGACGUCACGCCUCUUGCUCAGCAGAACGGCCGCUGUCAGAAACUUGUAGCUGCAGAUGUGCGGCUCAGGAUUAACCGACAAAACGCGGACCGAUGGAAAUCACAGAAAGUCAUGAAAGAAGUUGAUACUGUGGGGGGCGAGAAAGAUGAGAAAUGUGAGAACAAUGAGGAGGAGGCUCCCAUGAGUCGCAGUUUCUCUGUAGAAGACCUCCUGGACGAGGUUGAGAAGAUUUGUUAUGAUGCCUCCGGAACGUCAAAGGUGGAGAUGGUGGUGAGGCUGUGGAAGGAUGGCUUCACCGUAAACGACGGGGACUUUCGGAGCUACUCCGAGCCAGAGAAUCAACACUUUUUGGAUUCCAUCAAAAGAGGGGAGCUCCCGGCCGAGUGGGAGAGCCGAGCUGAGGAGGAAGAGCUGGAGAUCAGUGUGGAGGAUCUGACCGAGGAGAAUUACGUUCCCAAGAAGAAGAUUUUUCACCCUUUUAGUGGCAGAGGUUACCGACUUGGCAGCGUUGCACCCAGAGUUGUGGCGAGGUCACCAUCUGUGCACGAGGAUGGAGAAUCUCCUCCUAUUCCCAUGGUAACACUCGACCACGCCCUUCCCGUCACCUCCCUUCAGAUCUGGUUGGCUGACGGCCGGAGACUGGUGCAGAGGUUUAACCUAUCGCAUCGAAUCACAGAUGUCCAAGAUUUUGUGGCCCGCUGCCAGAGGAGCUGCCCGCCUUUCGUUCUGACGACGUCCCUGCCUUUCCGAGAGCUCAACGAGAAAGAACUGAGCCUAGAAGAGGCCGAUUUGGCCAACGCUGUCAUCGUCCAGAGACCGCUGAACACACAGGCUCCUUUUGGCCACUCCUGACCGACAGGGCCGCGUGAUUUAGCCGGCAUGCGAGCCUCCAGCCCGGGCCGCUGUUUGGCUAAUGGAAAUACUCUCACCAGCUAAGUCCCGAAGGUGCUGCUGACAGUGUGUGCUACAUGGUCUUACUCUUAACUGGAGGACUGAUUUUAUCUAUAUAUGCCUGUAACCCCGCCCCCCUAAACUGGAGAAGAGGCAAAAGAGUGAUGUCGCCCAUAGGGCGAUCAGUUGUGUGUCCCCUACAUUUUAAUCUGCCACACGUACCCUCCCAUUCCUCAUCACCAUCUCAUUACACUCAACGCUCCACAACCAUCCACAGCAAAGUCUCUGAAGUCUUCCCAAAGUCUGAUCACCACUUUUAAGCACAAUUUUCGGUUUUAACUAAGGAAAGGGACUGACAGGUUGAGUUUACAAUGCUCUUAUGUGAGUUUUAACAUUUGAUUUGACUUAUUUAUGUUGGUCUGGAUCUUUUGGAGGGUUUUAUAUGUUUUUUUUGUUUUUGUUUUCUGUAAACAUUUUCCUUUCUUUAGUUUGCUUUUUUGUAAUGGUGGGGGUCAAGAUAUCAAAUGUUCUGUUCUGUCUGACUGAAUUGUUAAAAAACAUAUAGCUAAUCAUGACAUAAUACAAUAAAAAUCUUACCAAGAGUUA
Molecule: messenger RNA, 1545 nt
Organism: Menidia menidia (Atlantic silverside)
Lineage: Eukaryota; Metazoa; Chordata; Actinopteri; Atheriniformes; Atherinopsidae
Source: the annotation of a GenBank genome assembly